AUGUCAGAGUCUUUUCUAUCUGAAACACUGCCAUUAAUCGACGUCGACGUCUUUCUGUCAAAUCCACUUGAAUCAGAAGUUGUUCUCGAGGAAUGUAGAAAGGCGAGGCGUUUAAAUUUCACGUUUGAUCCAGCUGCCGAUGCGCUGAUAACUUACGGCGCGCUGCUUUUGCACGACUCACGAGCAUUAGAAGACGACAACGCAGCUUUCUUGGACCUCCUGGAGGACUAUUUUGACCAGCCUGACGCUGAGUUAAAGAAGGAUGAACGUCCUGAUAUCAUGUAUCAAGUUGGUGUCACUCUGGAGAAUACGGAAAAGCCCAAAUGUGCAGCAGAUGAGCCCUGUUUACAAAUCAUAGCUCGUCUGGAUCCUGCAGAGAGACCCUUAGACAUUUCUGGUCACCACCCGGACCCAAAGUGUCGUUUCUUUUGGAAGAUGGGGGCACCUCCGCCUUACGAAACGCAGUAUCCUGCCUUGAAUGCCCCUAACGUAGUUCCACAGGCUCCUCAUAUUAACGAUAAGUGGGAGGAAACGCUGGAGAAAUGGGGGACUGUUCUGAAGAAUGCCGUAGAGAAUAUCGCGGAAAUGUCAGCGAUCGGGCUUGGUUUGCCUCUUGAGACGUUUAAGGAUGCAGGAAAAUAUGGCCCUCAUCUUCUGGGCCCUACUGCCUCUGAUCUCAGGAAAUAUGGCAAGAAAAACACGAUAUUAGCUGGUUUCCAUACGGACCUCAAUUGUUUCACUAUCCACGGCCGGUCUCGUUAUCCCGGUUUACACAUCUGGGCUCGUAAUACUGGUAAACGCAUAUCUGUCAGAUUUCCUCCGACUGGUCGAUAUCUACUCGUGCAAGCUGGUAAACAGCUGGAGCAUCUAACAGGAGGGCUCAUUAAGGCCGGGUUUCAUGAGGUUGUGGUCAACGAAGCGACUGUUCAGACCAUCGGGAAACGUAAGAUAACCAAUCCUGGCCGUCCAUGUAUCCGCAUAUCUUCAACGUUUUUCUGGCAUCUAUCGUCGGAUUAUGAUCUGGCUCCCAUUCAAGCAUUGGCUGCACGAGCUCGACCUCUGCUCUCUGAUAGCACCGUUUCAGGGGCGGUGGAGUCUUACGAACCGAUGAAAGUUGGUCAGCAAGUACAGAAGUAUGCUCAUGGUCACUCGAAUUCUGACAGUACGCUGAUGUAAUUCAACCCAGUGAACUAAAGCAUAUCGCGCUGAUGGCAUGAUCAAUUUGGGACAUAUCCUGCGAUGAGAAAGUAGAAUAUGGGGAUCUUCCUAUAACUCCAAUGCUCAUACUUCGAAUAACAAGACUCGACGAGAGAGCGAUGAGCAUUGGUAUGCAUCGGAAAUAGGAUACGUUACUACUAGUUUAUCUGGGAUGGCAAAGUCUGUGUUUCCCGGUCCUUUCGAAUUGGAAAACCAGCAUUCCCAUGCAUAUAUGGAUUCCAGUGACCUACACAAAUUGUCAACCAGUCCAAAAUUUCCGACGUGCUCGCCUUG
This is a messenger RNA of Serpula lacrymans var. lacrymans S7.9, 1491 nucleotides long. RefSeq lists its product as uncharacterized. Lineage: Eukaryota; Fungi; Basidiomycota; Agaricomycetes; Boletales; Serpulaceae. The record is from RefSeq and is a predicted model, not a curated record. Bases 1 to 1176 code for a protein of 391 amino acids. The transcript is spliced from 5 exons.